Messenger RNA from Candidula unifasciata, 993 nucleotides. Lineage: Eukaryota; Metazoa; Mollusca; Gastropoda; Stylommatophora; Geomitridae. The record is from the annotation of a GenBank genome assembly.
AACAAGACAAAGUCUAUGUCAGAGCCGUCGUCACCUGAAGUGAAGAUGGAAGUUACGGAAGAUAAAGAUGAUGAGGCUUAUGGGCGAAGUGGCCUGAUGUCACUUCCUGAAAGCAUUUUCAGUAAAACUGAAGAAGACAGGAGAGCUGGACAGUGCGGCAGACAGAGAAAGGUGGUAAUGACUGGACUCAGUGGAUCUUUGUUUACAACCAGGGGAAAGUUACAGUUGCCGGUCAUCAACUCAAAUGUGUUUAAAAAUUCCGAGGCGGGGGGACAACGUUAUGACCAGAAGUCUGUUCUUCUGCAUGUGGUCCCUUCUUUUGGCCAAGUUGGGGCUUCAAUCAUCCCUAGCUCGGCCUCAUUACCAAAUACUGCCCAGUCAGCAUCUACCAGUCUUUCAAAGCCAGUUUCAAAUGCCUCGUCUGUCAUUUCGUCUUCAUUGUCUGCAGCCUCAUCUUUAUCCCAUCUCACAUCUUCAAAUGACACAGUGACUUUGACUAACAUGCAAGCUAGGCUGUUUCAGAUGCUUCUGAAAAAAUACAACAUUGAUCCAUCUAAUGAAGUUGCCACAACUUCCAGCAUUAGCCCUCUUCAUUCAACCACCCUAUCAUCAGCACCUCUGAAGCGGGCAUCUCCAAUAACCUCGCCUCUAACAACAUCACGAUCUGUCCCAUCUCCCUUCCAGACACAGGGAACACUGUUCUACAGCCAGGCAGGCGUCCAGAUUUCUGAAGGGAGUUCUGCGGGCAACCGUGGGCAAGCUACAGAACGCAACGGGUCCCCAAACACCUUUAAUCAGCAGAUACCUCUAUACCAGCAUCAGCUUGUGGCGGUGUUUGGGAAUAACCACAGACACCUCACACAAAAUGGAGCUCCUUUGGAGAGUGAUGAUAGUAAAGCUUUGGAGUCUCCUCUAAACUUGUCCACAUCUGGCAGACAGGAUGCCAGUGAUGGCAGAAGUGCCAUUUCAUCCCAAGUGCAGGCUGAAGUUUCU